Molecule: messenger RNA, 1030 nt
Organism: Vigna unguiculata (cowpea)
Lineage: Eukaryota; Viridiplantae; Streptophyta; Magnoliopsida; Fabales; Fabaceae
Product: nuclear transcription factor Y subunit C-1 pseudogene
Source: RefSeq, a predicted model, not a curated record
CUUUUCUCAGAAACUGAGAUCUGAGUUCAACAAAUUUCAGGUUCGAAAUUAAAAUCUAAACUUGUUUAGAACAAAUUUCAGAAUAUUUUGAAGUCCAGUGCAUAAGAACAUGGAUGAGAAGAAGCGUGAUGAAGGAGCAAAAGAAGGACGCGGCAAGAGCAAAGUUGAAUCUGACACCAAGACGGAUCCUCCAGCCAGUCCUCUGGCUCUGACCAUUGGUCCCUCAGCACCUUCCUCUAGCACACAGUCACAAAAAAAGGAACCAUUGGAGAAGCAACUGAGCAACUUCUGGGCAAAACAGCGUCAGGAAGUUGAGGAGCCGAGUGAGUUGAGGAAUCAUCACAGUUUGCCAUUGGCUAGGAUCAAGAGGAUAAUGAAGGCUGAUGAGGAUGUGAGAAUGGUAUCAGCUGAGGCUCCUGUGCUGUUGGCCAAGGCCUGUGAGAUGUUCAUCAUGGAGCUCACAAUGAGGGCAUGGUCUAAUGUUGAGGAGAACAAAAGGAAAACAUUAAGUAAGAAUGACAUUGCAGCUGCAAUGACAAAGUCUGAUAUCUAUGAUUUUCUUAUUGACAUUGUCCCCAGGGAAGACACUAGGGGUUCUCAAGUGUUUCCAGGUGUACCAGGAGCAACACCCUUUCCUCAGACUCUGUCUCAGAUUAUGCCUAACUAUCCUGUGCCACCUCAUCAACAUGCUGCUGCAGGCUCACAAUCUGAUGCUGCUGCUGCUCAAACAAUGCUCAUGGGAAUGCCCCUUCUUGAUCCAACUCAUCCUCAGCAGCUGCAACCCCCUACUUUUCCAUCUCCAAUGAUGCCACCCAACCCUGAAGAAGAGAACAGCCCUUCUCCUGAUUCUGAUGAUGACUGAGCAGAUAAAAGUUAAUCACUGAAAAACUUUGCAAUUAUGCAUUCGGUGUAUGGUCAAUAAGCUCAGCAGACUUUUGCUUUUCAUUUUCCUUUUCAAUGGUUUCUUAAACUGAAUUUGAAUGUUUGAAACUUUUAUCCUUCGCAAUUUGAUGGUUUCAUGUUGCUUUUA